This is a messenger RNA of Klebsormidium nitens, 1377 nucleotides long. The record is from the annotation of a GenBank genome assembly. NCBI's taxonomy places the organism in Eukaryota, Viridiplantae, Streptophyta, Klebsormidiophyceae, Klebsormidiales, Klebsormidiaceae.
AUGCUCGCCAAGCAGCGCACGAUGGUACGAGACCAAAAUCUGGCCGUCUUUGAGUUGCUGACGGGGAUCCAGGCCGACUUUGAGAGGCGAGGCUUGAGCUCAGACCUGUGGCAGCGCUGGGUGGGCGAGUGGACGGAGCUUCUGUACUCUCUCGGCGCGCACGACAGCGACGAGGCUCUCAUCGGACCUGGCGCAUUGCAUGUAAUCCGGCGGCUUUGCCUUGGGGGCGAGGCAACUCGCGAGGACCGACGGGACUUGGCAAAGGACGCACCAAUCCUGCGACGCAUCCUAGAUUCGUGCGGAGGGCUCACAUUCCCGGCCUUCUUCAUGCGUGUGCUCUACCACCUCUACCUGCUCGUACUCUUGGCUCAGGGGGGGACGGGAUUCGAGAGCGAAGGGCGGCGGGGCUGGGUGCACGAGGCAAUCGAUUCAUUCAAGCGAGCGGUUGACCUUCUUACGGAAGCUCGAGCGCGUCCCUUGAGCAUCGAUGAAAGGCGACACUUGGACGAGGCGCGAGGGCUGGCGAACGAGCUGCUCCCAGGGGUCGAAAGAGAGAGGCUGGGGCGCGACGAGGAGGGACACGAGUUGCACCCGUUGCCGGCGGGGCACGCUUUUCGAGCCGAGCAGGACGUCUUGGCGUGCUAUCCAUUCCCUGGUUGGGAGGAGAAGCGGGGGUUGCCGUGGUACAGCAGCUUCGAGCAUCCGGACGGCCGCAGUAAGAGUUCGGAAGAGAACAAGUGCGCAACGGGGAAGUUGAUGACCGAGUGGGAUGCUGAGAACGUUCCUGGGCUGGUGAAGGGAGCCGGAAAGCCCUCGGGAUUGAAAAAGGGAAGCAAGAGCAAGCGGCCAAAGAGGACUAGGGGGGGUUACGUUUUUGCGUGCCCGCAUCGGGUCAUCUACGGCUUUCACAUCAUGCUUCGAGGAGAGAGUCCAAGGGACGCCUUUGUCGUGCUCUACACUCGGCUAAGGCGGGAGGACUUGCCAGAGGUUCUGGUGCAUGACAACAGUUGCGCCUUGCGCAACUACUGCUUCCGCAGGGAACCGGCGCAUUUUGCCAAGGUUCGGUUUGUCGUCGACAGGUUCCACUUUUCAAAGGCCGGGUCGGAGGUACACAAGUGCGGCCCCUCAAAUUGCCCGGACAGCUAUCCGUCGCUCCACUGGGUAAACACCAGUGCAGUGGAGUCGGUGAACUCCUUUUUGAAGGGGUUCAGGAGUCUAGGAUGGUACUCGGGGCUCGAGAGUUUCAUGGUGAUCCUGCCUCUGCUCUUGGGAGGCUACAAUAGCGCUUUGAGGCGGGUCGACGAUGCCAAGCUUAGCAUUGCAAUUGCGGUAGCCGUGUGGACGGUGGGGGUGCGCGCUCAAUUGUUGCAAGGAUAA